AUGUGCAUACAUACUACAGCAUGGCUGCAAGCUUUCGACGCCCACGCCGUCGCUGUCCAAGGAAAUUUAGUCAUCACAACACUGAACAUGGACUUCGUUCCCGCGUUCCACCAUUUUGAAGAAGAAAACGUACAGGCUCGUGCGGAUGGUCGCUUCGGCGCCAUAGACUGCUUCCAGUGGCCUCAAGCUUACGAUAACGCUUUCCCAUCCCCACACCCACUACAUUGGGCUUGGUUCACUCCCACCCAAGAAGAUUUCAAGCCAAUCCCAGGCACCUCGUUCCCUGUAGGCACACUCGCAUCGGAUAAGGUUGAAGGCUUGGAUUCUCUUUGCAAAUUGGCAGAGAAACGGGUGCAGGAUUGGAGGGCUAAUCGGCAAGGCAAGAAUGACGCUGUAGUCAGUCGCAUUUUGUCCCUUCAACAUGGUGUCUCAUGUUUGAAGAUGCAUCCACUUACAUUCCGCGACCUUCUCAUGUUCGUGACUGAUGCCCAACGGCUGUUUCUCGAGAUCUAUUCAUUCAUGGAGUGGAUCCUCCUUGCUCAGCCUCAUAUGACUGCCGGUGACAGCACUUCUGUCGUCAACUCUGAGUGGAUGGGCGCCUUCACGCACGACAGCAACAUGUGCAACAAGCUGUACAUUGCUGGUAUCCCCAUUUGGUAUGUCCGCACCAUGGCGUACAUACCUUCGAACAUGACGGUAAAACAGCCCGUUUUACUCACCCGUCCCGAUCAAAUCAUCCUUUCCAUGUAUGCAGAGGGCAACAAAGUGCGACCUUACGAAAUCAUCUAUCAUGGCCCAGGUGGCUACAAUCGUCAGCUUCAUGUUCGCCACCUCUAUGGGGGCACGACAUUCAAAGACCCUGAGCCAGGUCCUUCAUCGGGCCCUUCGUCGGGCAGCUCAUCUGCACCCAAUGUUAAAGAUGCUUGGCCCGCGCACCACAUCCAGUCAGCUGAAUCCAUUACGGACAAAUGGAAGGAUCCUGAGAGCCCCUACUUCCCGCCGUCAAAGCUUCAUUGGGAUGACGCCCUCAAAAGAUGCAUCAAGGAUUCAUCUCGUGUCCGCACUCCCUACCUUAUUGACCGAGGAUACAGGUUCCCUGAACCAGGUCUCCUUGUCAGUCCAAAGCUGCCAGAGCGCCUUCAGGGAUACAUCGCCACUUGGCUCGCCUGUCGUCCACUAUGGAUCGGGCGGGUUGAUCACAACCCUCCUCACAAUUACCCAUCCCCUCAACUAUGGCGUGACUUUCUUGUUCUUACUGUGGCGGAGAAGCGCAAGGGAAUGAUGAAGGAUUUGUUCGGAGAUGAUAUGGUGGACUCUCACGGAGAUUUAUUUGCGCCGGAAGGAAUGGUAGAAUUCCGUGGCGAACAGGUCCCUGUCGCCAGUCUCGCCCACCCUCCCCAGCUCCUUGCCCAAAAGAUUACCUGGGAGCUGUUCGAGCUUGGAUUCCGCUAUGAAUUGAGGGAUCUCAAUCGCCACUUGGCCAAGGGACGCUGGGCAGAAGAUCUGGUUGGUCGCGAACAGUUGCUGCAUGCCAUCUUCCCUGGUGAGGCUGGCCUUGUCAUGUGGUCGGAGCCGUUUCCGACGGACAAUUACGGUAUGUGGAAUAACACCUUAAUUGGUGUUCUUCCGUACCUCGAAAGUUUCCGACAACUGCUGUGCUCUUGGGAUGAUGUGCCGCCUCUUCUUACAUCGCCGCUCAUCCAAGAGAACUUUACAGAUACAAAAUGGUGGGAAGUCGCGUGCACUGCGACUGCGUUUUAUGUUCAGACGUUUUUCGAUCACUUCGGUAGGCCUCCCGUUGUUCCUCACUUGCUCCCUCUGUAA
Messenger RNA from Suillus paluster, 1824 nucleotides. RefSeq lists its product as uncharacterized. NCBI's taxonomy places the organism in Eukaryota, Fungi, Basidiomycota, Agaricomycetes, Boletales, Suillaceae. Bases 1 to 1824 code for a protein of 607 amino acids. The record is from RefSeq and is a predicted model, not a curated record. The transcript is spliced from 4 exons.